AAAUCAAGGAGCUUACUAUAUACUGACCUGGGUGUAGGAGGACACUGCUGUAAAGGGAGUGUAAUCCACUGGUGUAGCAGAUGAUCCCGACCCAACAUGCUGAUAUUCUGUCCAUGUGUUUUCCCAUCAAGGAGGGGCUGUCACUUGUGCUCACCACCAGCUCCAACAUGUCUUACCAGAAGGACCUGGAGAAGUAUCGGGAUGUAGAUGAGGAUGCGCUCAUGAAGGCCAUGUCCCCAGAGGAACUGGCUCAGCUGGACUAUGAGCUCCAGGAGAUGGACCCAGAGAACAUCCUUCUGCCAGCAGGCAUGCGUCAGAAAGACCAAACCACAAAGAAUGCGACUGGGCCACUAGACAGGGAUGCCCUCUUACAGCACCUGGAGAAGGAAGCCAUCGAGUACAAAGAAAGAGAUGACCUGGUGCCUUUCACCGGAGAGAAAAAAGGGAAAGCUUUUGUACCCAAACAAGCCAAACGGGAGAUCCCCCAAGAAGAGCAGAUCACAUUAGAGCCAGAGCUGGAGGAGGCUUUGGCCAACGCUACCGAUGCAGAGAUGUGCGACAUUGCAGCUAUCCUGGGCAUGUACACCCUCAUGAGUAACAAACAGUACUACGACGCCAUUACCUCUGGAAUCAUAACGAAUAAGGAGGGCAUCAACAGUGUGGUUAAGCCAGACACAUACAAGCCAGUCCCGGAUGAACCCCCAAAUCCCACCAACGUGGAAGAGACUCUGAAAAAAAUCCAGAGCAACGCGUCAGACCUAGUGGAGGUUAAUCUGAAUAAUAUCAAGGACAUUCCUGUCCCAACGCUAAAGGAGAUUUGCCAGGCCAUGAAAAGCAACAGCCAUGUCACAACUCUGACCAUGGUGGCGACACGUAGCAAUGACCCCGUGGCCUAUGCCGUGGCAGAAAUGCUGAAGGAGAACAAGACCCUCCAAAGUCUGAAUGUUGAGUCCAACUUUAUCACCAGUGCCGGUAUGUUGGCUAUCCUCCAGGCCAUGAGAAGCAACAACACACUCUCCGAGCUCAAGGUGGACAACCAGCGUCAGAACCUGGGAGACACCGUUGAGAUGGAGAUGGCCUCAAUGCUUGAGAAUUGCCCUUCAGUCGUACGAUUUGGCUAUCACUUCACCCGACAAGGACCAAGAGCCCGAGCCGCCACGGCCAUCACAAGGAACCUGGAACUUCGUCGCAAGCAGAAGAAGGUCUAAGGAGUCCAUCACCCUCUUGAUUGUCGAAAUGUCGAUGUUCUUCCGUUACCUAUUAAUAGGGUUUGUUCUGUGAUGUGACAUUUGCGUACAGAGCAUUCAUUGGACGGAGGGCAAAUCUGGAUAGGCCCCAUCUGCUCACUGCAGAUCUUUCAGGGAGUUAUUCACUGAGCAUGUGCAGGAGACUUUAAGCUGGAAUAAACAGGGGCAACACCUGAGGUCUUUAACCUUGUAUAUAUAUGUUUCUACCCCAAUAUGUAACUCAUCAUCUCUGUGCCCCCCUCAGAUACUCCCAAGAGUCAACGCUGCUCAACUCCAUCUUAAGCCCCACCCCCGAUCCUUCUACAUAUACAGUACCUUCUCUCCUUACAGGCUGCACUUUAAUCCUGCCGAAGGCUGCAAAGGAGCUGAACUGACGCAAAUGCCAUGGGUUAGGGAAAAAACUGAUUUAAUAAGAUGUAAAUAAAGUGACUUUGAACUCAA
Molecule: messenger RNA, 1688 nt
Organism: Xenopus laevis (African clawed frog)
Lineage: Eukaryota; Metazoa; Chordata; Amphibia; Anura; Pipidae
Gene: tmod4.L
Product: tropomodulin 4 L homeolog
Exons: 9
Coding region: 81-1208 (375 amino acids)
Biological process (GO): actin filament organization; muscle contraction; myofibril assembly
Cellular component (GO): cytoskeleton; striated muscle thin filament; myofibril
Molecular function (GO): tropomyosin binding
Source: RefSeq, a predicted model, not a curated record